AUGGACAUGGUGAGGAGGAGGUUGAUGAUGGUGUUGAUGGAGAGGUGCAGCCCCGCGAGGAGGAGACGGCCGGCGGCAGCCACGGAGGCGGCGGCGGCGGCCCUAGGGGGCAGCGGCUCCUUGGCCCCCCUUCUUCCUUGUGGAUGGUGCUGCAAUGGUGCUGGUCCUCCCCUCCAAGACGGCGGCUCGGGAGGAGGAAAAUUCGUGGCCCUUGGUGACCUAGAUGUUGCAGGUAACUCUGGUGAGAAUGAGGGGAGUAAGAAGGCUAAGAAGAAGAUUAAGAAGAAAGGCAAUCUAUGUGGCUUUAAGUCAAGGUUUAACUCAAAAAGGCUGGCUGAGAUUGGGAAGCAGUUCAAACACAAGAACAAAUCUAUCACCUUCAGCAAGCUUAUGGUGAAAAGGAUUUUCAACGUGCCAUCCGGUGAUAGACCCGUGAAGCUUCUAAAGAAGAGUGAUGAACAUGAUCUUCGCAGCGUUUACAAAGAGGGGAACAGGGCUCCAAUCGCCCAUGUUGUCAAGUUGCUCACUAGUUGCAGUGAGGAGGACGUGGUUAUGAUAAAUAGGACUUGGGCACUCCUUGCGUUGGCAACAAUUUUGUGCCCAGGCACGGGCAAUAUGGUGAACCUCGAGUAUCUUGCUUCCUUGGAAGAUAUGUCUUUGGUGCAUGAAUUCGCUUGGGAUGAGCACUUGUUGGCACGAGCGAUGGAGGAGGUUGGAGUCUUUCAAGAGAAGAAGAGGAUGCAAGCAAACAUAGAAAAAGAGUUCCAGAUUGCUUCAUGCCUUCCCAUGUUAGCGAUCAUAUACAUGGAUCAUGUUGAUAUCCCGGCUGGCCUCCCAAAUGAGCAUGCUAUUGAUUAUUCCGUGCCGAGGAUACGUUUUGUUUGUCAAAAGGAUUUUGAGUGGUUGGAUAAAGUUGACAAGAACAAGCUCACUCUUAUCCAACCCUUCUACGGGAAACACACCCAUUUUAUGGCAGCCUUCUUAUUUCCGCCACUCAUGUUUUGUUUUCCUAGUUCCGGAGUUUGUGCAACACCCCCUAUGCAGCACAACUUGUGGGACAGGAAGUUGGUGCUGAAGCAGCUAGUGGGCAGGGAGUUGGUGCUGAAGCACCUAAUCCUACUAAAACAAGACCCAAUAACCUUCCAACCAGCAAAACUCAUCCCCGAGCUUGAAAGGGCUGUGACAAAGUUCAAGGCGAAUAAAUAUGACCUUCUUUUUUUCACAAUUGUUCAUGAUAAGCACUGGAUAAUUGUUUGCGCAAACUUGCUAUACAAGCAGUGGAAUGUAUUUGACUCAAUCCAUUCAAAAGGAAAACAAUCUCCUUUGAAGAAGCAGGCCAAUAACCUGAUCACAAACUUUGCAGCCCUCGCACGAGAGUACAGAGAAUUCAAUGUCAAUGUUGGAUCCUUCGCCCGUGUUGACCUAGAGGAUUACCCAAAGCAAGAUAACCUGAAGACAUGGCGCGAUACCGCAUGGACGUGGCGCACAACCUCUGCAUUAACCCAAUCAACAAUGCCCCAAUGGAGCGGGCAUUCAGGGAAGAGUUGGCGGCUUAAUUUGCUGGAGGGUUCAAGACGAUCAAGCUCGUUUGUUUCGUUAGGUCUAGAAUCAUGUCUGAGGUGGUAG
Molecule: messenger RNA, 1626 nt
Organism: Triticum aestivum (bread wheat)
Lineage: Eukaryota; Viridiplantae; Streptophyta; Magnoliopsida; Poales; Poaceae
Exons: 9
Coding region: 1-1626 (541 amino acids)
Source: RefSeq, a predicted model, not a curated record